Molecule: messenger RNA, 3725 nt
Organism: Salvelinus namaycush (lake trout)
Lineage: Eukaryota; Metazoa; Chordata; Actinopteri; Salmoniformes; Salmonidae
Product: ribosomal protein S6 kinase beta-2-like
Exons: 16
Coding region: 207-1634 (475 amino acids)
Biological process (GO): signal transduction; protein phosphorylation
Molecular function (GO): ATP binding; protein serine/threonine kinase activity
Source: RefSeq, a predicted model, not a curated record
UCACACAUGCCAAGAGAAACAAACAUCAGAACAGCAACAAGGACCAGAGCGAGGUGACAGACAGCUUUUUAAGAUAAUCGUAUUCUUAUUUAUGACUACAGUUUAGAUCAAACGAGAUUGUUGCGAGCGACACGGCAAGGAAAGUGGAAUCAGCCAACCUGGGUUCCUUAUAAGCUCACUGACUCAGUGGUCACAACGAAUGAAGGAUGGCUGGUGUUUUCGAUAUUGACCUGGAGUCAGAAGACCUUAGCGAUGCAGAGGAUGACGUUUGUGACUUCACCUUAGCAGAGACAGACCUUGUUCAGACAGAAGAGAUAGAGCUGACCAGUGCCAUUGUCAACAGAGACAGUGAGAGGAUCGGACCAGACAGCUUUGAGCUGCUAAGUGUGCUGGGCAAGGGGGGCUAUGGCAAGGUUUUCCAGGUACGGAAAGUGCAGGGUGCACAGACAGGGAAGAUAUUCGCAAUGAAGGUUUUAAAGAAGGCGAAGAUCGUGUGUAACGCCAAGGACACGGCCCACACGCGUGCAGAGCGGGAGGUUCUGGAGACGGUGCGGCACCCCUUCAUCGUGGACCUGCUGUACGCCUUCCAGACCGGGGGUAAACUCUACCUCAUCCUGGAGUGUCUCAGUGGUGGAGAACUGUUCAUGCAGCUGGAGAAAGAAGGAAUCUUCAUGGAGGACACAGCCUGUUUUUAUCUGGGCGAGAUCGUGCUAGCUUUGGGACACCUCCACUCAAAUGGAAUCAUCUACCGAGACCUCAAACCAGAGAAUAUCAUGCUGAACCACCAAGGACACAUCAAGCUGACUGACUUUGGCCUGUGUAAGGAGUCCAUUCACGACGGAGCGGUCACGCACACCUUCUGUGGGACCAUAGAGUACAUGGCUCCAGAGAUUCUGACGCGUACAGGACACAACCGGGCGGUGGACUGGUGGAGUCUUGGAGCCCUGAUGUAUGACAUGAUGACGGGCUCGCCUCCGUUCACUGCUGAAAACAGGAAGAAGACCAUUGAUAAGAUCUUGAAGUGUAAACUCAACCUACCGCCCUACCUCACACUGGACGCCCGAGACAUGAUCAAAAAGCUGCUGAAGAAGAGUCCUCUUCAGAGGCUAGGCUCCAGUGCGGCAGACUGCAAAGACAUACAGAAGCAUCCCUUCUUCAGACACAUCAACUGGGACGACCUGCUGAAUAAGAGGUGUGAGCCGCCCUACAAGCCAUGCCUGCAGUCGGAUGAGGAUGUGAGUCAGUUUGACACGAGGUUCACCAAGCAGACUCCGGUGGACAGUCCUGACGACUCCACAAUCAGCCACCAGCACGAACACGCCUUCACUGGUUUUACCUAUGUGGCUCCCUCUGUGUUGGAGAGUCUGAAGGAGGGCUUCUCCUUUGAGCCACGGACACGUCCCGUACGCAGACACAACAGCAGUCCACGCACCCCCAUCAGUCCUCUCAAGUUCUCUCUCCCCGGGUCAUUCGCCAAGUCCACAGGAGGAUCAGGGGGAGGAGAGAGCGAGUCGGACCUUCUCUCCCAGACCUCGUUCCAUCUCCCGCCAACCACCCCGCCCACCGACAACGGCGCCACGCAGCCAAUCCGCACGCCGGGCCGGAACAAGAAGCAGAAGGGUAACCGGAGAUGAACUGGAGUAGGCGGAGUCAGGAGGAGUCCGAGCUUUUGGCCGCGUUCCAGGCCGAUUACUUUGCAGUCGUGCCGCGCGCAUCCACCAAUGGCUGAUUGCCACUUCAUCAACAGUUGGGCGCUGGUUGCUAUAUCAUACGAUGUGGUUAGCUGAUAUGUUUAACACCUAUCCAGGCAUUGUGACAUCUGGCAGACGACUGCUAGUCCGUCUUGAACGCGGCCGUCCUCAGGAGGCCCUGUGUUUCUCACAGGCUGAGUCCCAAACCUCAUACUGCGCACUCGCCCUUCCCCUUAUACCCUCGUUGACUCAUUCCUUUGAGGUCUGAAUGGGGGUGAGCUUAGUGGUCAUUUUGAAGAGCUACAGGGUGUAUAGCUCUUUGUUCCAGCCAAGCACUAACACACCUGAUUCAGGUCUUGCUGAUUACUCUAGUAGAAUCAGAUGUGUUAGUGCUGGGCUGGUGCCCACCGCCACCUACCAGGGUUGUGACUAGAGGGAAGUACUACGACCGGACGUGACUUUUCGUAGCAGGUUAGGAGAUCAUUUUAGCGAACCCUAACCCUUUUCUUAACCUAGGUCUCCUAACCUGCCACGUUAAUGAUCCUAACCUGCAGCAUAAAAGUAACUUUUGGUUGUAGCUGUACUCCCUCUAGUCAGAACCAGCUACCAAGGGUGGGGUCAAUAUCUGUUAAUUUCUGAAUUGACUUGAAAUGGAAUUGACCCUGACCUUGCUUACGCUACGAGGGCCAGCCACUGCUUCUACAUGUCCAGUUGUCACAGACCCACUAAGGGAAGUCCACACGAGUUUAGGGAACGGGUCGAGUUAUCAGUUUGGGAUCCAGCCACUUCACUUGAAAUGUUUCUCAACUUGGCACAUAAGCAAAGAGAACACCAACUACUGCCAAAGCAUUUGACAUUGCCGUUAUCAAAAUGUUAAAGGUCGACUUUGGGCAGAAAUAACAGCUUUAAACUGUAUAACUGAUCAAUGCACUAUCAUACCAGGUUAUUUAAUGCUUUAAAAAACAAACAAUUUGAUGAAUAAGACAUUUCACUACAGAAGUGGCAUUUUCUCCCUGAGCUCCAGUUUCUGGCAUAAAACAAAUCAUGUGAAAUGUCGUCCACAUGUACUGGAGGAGUUCCUGGCUAGCUACAUUGGCUAGUGUAGCGAACUUGGUCGCGGCACGCAUGACCAGAAAAACACAUCAAUGAACCACCAAAGGCACAGCCCAUUUUCUGUUUGGAAGUUGAGAAAUAGGCAGAGUUGGACCGUAUUUCGUUCCCAAAGUCGACCUCUAAAUGGUUCAUUUUAGGCUAGUGAUCAUUGUCAUAAUGCAGGAAUUAAAGUAUUGAAUGACGCACAUUUCCAAAAACACUUGUGUAAAAUAGACACUCGGCUUAAAGAUAAUCUUUAAAAUAUAUAGUAUUUUUUGAUUUAUGGGAACGACCGCAUUUGUACACGAGCUCGUAUUACAGCUGUGACGCAAUCCUGCUCAUAUGUAUGAGUCCCAUGUGUCUGAAGCAAUGUUGAAUUAGCCUUUUAUUUUCAACAUGCACUCCUACCAUUUACUUUACUCAUGUCACGUAGAACCAUAGUUCUAGCAAACUGUUGUAUAUGUGGGCAGACCUGGGUUCAAAUAGUAUUUGUUUUCUAACCGCUUUAGCUCUGCUUGAUUGAGCUUGUCUUGCGAAAUUUGACCAAUGGUCGGAACUCUGCCCAUCUGGCGUUCCAGUCAGGCUCAAUCAAAUGAUCAAAGAAAAUGGAUACUAUUUGAUUUUGAACCCAGGUCUGGUGCCAACGUGGCACACGUUCACAUUCUUUGGCGAAUUCUGUUUAUCCAUGGCUCUUUCAUAAACCAUCCUGUCUUACAAUUGUGAGGACUAGUUUUGGAGGACACAAGACAUCUAUCUAUAUGUCAUAUAUUGGUCUGGGGAGGGAAAUAAUAUUGACAAAUGUAUAUUUCAUUUAAAUAUAAUAUUAUUUAAUGGACUGAUAUUUUCUGGAUCAAAGUGGAAUAUUUUAUUUUUUCUGGCUAAUGUGGUGAGGAAGAUAGGGUUGCAGAAUCCUGAAGAAUAAAGACAUAUUGAAUGUCUGGA